GCAUAAUGGGCCAGAAUGAUGUUCAGUGUGUAGUUUUAGCAUUUAUAAAAUAUGAAACACAAAGUACCGACACAUCAUUUAUUAAUUACAAAUCAAAUCCGUUUGUGCAUUCGACUGAAGUGUAUUUGGUUUGUGUGUCGUGACAACAAUAUUCGUAAAAGAAUCACAGUGUAUUUUCAAUUGAUUUAAUAUGAUUUCAUUUAAGUUCGUUUGUUCAAGCGCCAAGUAAUCGUGUUCUGAAAAUCGAUGUCAUCGCUUCCGCUUUUUAUUCUAAACGAACGAAAUACAUCGUUAUGUAAUGCAUUUAAAUGAUAAACAAUUUUCUAUCUCCAUACAAAAUUUUCGAAUGGAAAUUUGAAAGAAAAAAUGAAAAAAAAAUGAAGCGAGAUACUCUCCGCUUCAAGCAGACAAGUAGCUUCCUUUUUCUCUCGUUUUUCUUAUUCUGUUAAAUUUCUUAUUGAUGUAGAAGGUAUACAACAGACCAGCAUCGAAGUGUGCGUGUUUUAUGUGAUGAUUGACGAAAAUCAUAAAGGAACAUUUUUUAAAACAAUGGCAAUGAAUACAGCUUAAGCAAUUCGAAAAAAAAUAUAUUUGAAAUAAAAAAAGUAUUCAAUUGACAAUUGUAAGGAAAAUGUGAUAUUCGAUGAUUUUAUACACGGUCAUUAGGUUAAUAGCAACGGACACAACAGCAAAAAAAACGAACGCAUUUCAAAACAGAAUAGAGAGAGAAAGAGAAAAAUGCAAGAGAAUACAACUGACCAAAUGGUUGUUCGAGUGACAAUAUUCUCUACUGAAAUCGAAUGUGAAAAAUAAACAACAAAUUUUACGUUAUGAUACAUAUAUGCAACGAGAUAAUAGCUUUCCGUUUGUCUCAUAUGAUACGCAAAACCAAACGCACUCAUUUUCUCUCUGGCUCACUGUUUUCACUCGAUGCAUACAAAUAUCAAAUAGAUAUAUAAUUAUGUACACGUACAAACCAUAGUGUAUAGCUAUUUGAUGCGUUAAUUCUUCGUGUGCACUUUAAACGAAAUCAAAAUGCAAACGGAACAGUAAUAAAUAAAAGGAACAACAACAAAACCUAUCCAACCCAAAUUGAAGCGGACAAAGAAUUGUGUAUAUAUGUAUUCAUCAUAUAUGUACCACAAACAGCACAGCGAGAGAGAGAGAAUAUUUUCGUGAUUUUAUUCAGGAUGCAAACAAUGUAUCAUAAACGUGUUUCAUUAUUGAAUGUGAAUGUGAAAUUGUGAAUGUGAUUGUGAUCCUAUGGACUCAUGUGUAUCGAAAUUUAUAUUGCGCAUGUUAUGUCAUGAAUCUGUUUCGUCUCGUGUACAACAACAAAACAACAUAAAUAUCAAUUUGGCUAAAAAGUUUGAACGAAAUAAAAGGGAAAUUAUCUUGUGUCGAACACACAGCAAAAAAGAGAAAUUUACAUUUAAAAAUCCGUUGAAAUAAAAGCGAAUUUCAUUUAAAAUAAACCAAAUCGAAAAUCAAAGAAAUAAACAAAUAAAGUGAAGAAUUGGUUUGAAAACCACGAAAGCAGUGGCACGGACACUUUAUUGUGCUUUUCAUGGACAAAGUUUGACAUUAAACCAACAAAAAGGAGCAAACAAUUGAAUUUUGCUUUGUACAAAUACUCGACUCGAAUUCAGUAUAAAUCGCCGCAAGCAGAACCCCAAAGACUAAACCAUAUCGUUAAUAAAAUGGAUGAAGAUAUUGAAAUGAUAGCUCCAAACUACUUCGAAAUUGCCGAAACAGACAUUUUAUCAACAUAAGAUCUCUCUCAGAACACAACGAGAAAGAAAACAAUUGUUAUCAGCUCGAUUUCCCCCCAAAACUUAAACACACACGGCUUAUAAUGUCACAACAGCAACAAUCGCAGCUUCAUAGCAAUAUCAACAAUUCAUCGGGCAAGCAAAGAAAUAAUGGAAAAGGGAAAUUUCUGACACGAAGCCAUGCAAUGCAUGAAUGCACUUCACCACCGCAAACGCCAACACCCCGAACAGCAUCAGCAGCAGCAGCCGUUGCCGUUGCCAACGCCGCCGCCGCUGCAACAGCAGCAGUAACUAACAGCCAAUCGACAGUAGCACCGAUCAAUGAUCCGACCAAAGGAGAAAAUAACAGUAAAAUGUCAUCCCUAUCGCCAAUCACCGUCAAUGCCACCAAUAAUACCAUACAAAGUAACGCACAGCAAUCAUCAACAACACCGAAUAUGUUUGCGCCCAAUGGCAAUCUAAAUGUUUCACAAUUAGAUUUAGAAUUUCCAAAAUUAACGCCGCCAAAGUCGAAAUCACCUCGGAACAACAAUAACGUUACUAACAACAAUAACAAUACUCAACACAGUGUUGCAGCUGUUAAUAGUAAUUCCGAACACAGUAGUUCUAAUAGUAAUAUUAAUAAUGAGAGCACAGGCGAUGGCAAUGGGAUUAACCGCGAAUGUGUGAAUGAAAAUGCUGCAGGAUCAGCAGCCGUUGUACCGUCUCAAAACUCAACCGAUUUAUCAACGAAAUCAUCUCAUAUGUUAGAUGUUGUCAAAGGCAACACAGGAAACAUGGUCAGCUGCACUAUAUUGCUGAACGAUGUGGAAAAGAAAUGUGAUUUAUUGUUACAAGGUAAUAAAGGUAAUAAUCAACAAAACUGUGUCGACGAAAACUUUAGUGAUAAGGAUAAAUCUAACGCCGAUGAAAGUUCAAACGCUGCCGAAUUUGUAUAUAAGAAAAAUCGAAACAGUUCCGUUACGAAAGGCGGAGGUGGUGGCAGCGGAAAAUCCAGACAAAAACAAAACUAUGGAUACGAUAAGUCAAACAGCAAUAAUGUUGGUCAAUCAGAACCAUCACAGAAUGUCACUUCCAAUGGUUGCCAAUCGGAUUAUUAUUCGAUGGAAAAUUCAAAUACCGAUCACUUCACCGAUCAAAGUGGCGUUGAUUUAUUGCAAUUCUUUAAGAUAACGUUAAAUAAAAAUGCAAAAGAUCGUUAUAUGCUGUUGCGCGUGGAAAAGGAGUUGGCCGCAUUAGCUCAAGAUCAGAGUCGUGAUGUUAUCAAAUUUCCUACGAUGUCUUCAUACAAUCGCAUGCUGAUACAUCGAUUGGCUGCUUGGUUUGGAAUGGAGCAUAACGUUGACAGUACAGUGCAAUGUGUCAUUGUGAAUACGACAAAAGCAACUCGAUUACCCGAGAUUCGUUUUAAAAGUCUGCUAACCGAUACAUUCAGCGAUGAGGCGCCCAGUCGUAAGAGCAUUUUGAAAAGAGAUGCACACAGUUUUGAAGAAUAUCGACAAGGAUUAUUGGCGUGCCCCGAUCGUGGUAAUUUACUCGACCGCAAAGCAAAAAGCUUUGAAGAACGCGAACAAGAGUACGAAAAGGCCAAACGACGCAUAUUUAAAGAUAUGAACAGCGAAUCGAUCGAACAAUUCUGGCAAAAUUGGCAUUCGGGCGAUGGUUUAAAUGCAAAUAAUUCACAUAAAAAUAGUGGCAAAAAUAUAAACACGGAUACAACCGAUGACGAUCAUCCACAUCAGCAUCAGCAUUCACAUGUGAAUGAAGGACGCCUGGAUGGCAGACCAAGCGUCGAAAAAAGUCAUAGUUUCGGUGGUUAUGGGCCACCAUCUCAAGCGCGCAUCGUUCGCGGUGAUUCAGUUAAUUCGACAAAAAGUGCUGUUUUGAAUAAGCAUGAUUCGAAUCAACAAACAUGGCGACUAUCACCAUCGAGUAGCGGAUACAAAACACAAUCGCAGUCACUACGUUCCGAUUCAGUGACACCGUCGCCAAGCUAUGGCAGUGGUAGUCAUACGCCAGAACCAAUACAAACCGUAUCUUCGGGAAUAAUUUGGGCAGUAACUGAUAUGGCAAGCGUGCCAAAAGGCAGCGUCUUACUCGAUCCACAAACAUUUAAACCGCUCGUAAAUCAAGACGGAUCAAUUUAUCAUUUUGAUCCGAGCAAUUUGCCGAAACUACAGAUACCAAAUACAUCACCAGCAAACACUCCGUCGCCAACAUUGUCGGUUAAUGAAAAUACGAAUGUUCCGUCGCGGAAGAAAAACCACAACAAGCCCAUUAAUAAUAAUGUCGACGAUACGGUUGUUGUACAACGCACAAGUGAAAAAUGUGAUAGAGAUAAUGUUUCGAAUGCCGUUGCCACACGUGACGAAAAUGGCGCGUGCAAACCGGAAAUCGAAGUUUCAUCCGAGUUAGAAGUGACUUUACCGGAGCCAAUGGAAAAUAUUUCAAUGAAUUCACUUUUGUCUCCACUUAAUCAAACAUACCAAGAAACACAAGACAAUAACUUGGAUCGAAAGGCAGACGAUAACUGCCAAGAGGCUGUAGUACAUCCAAAUGUAAAAAGUCAAUCGACUAGUCCAAAUAUUCCAUGUGAUUCGGAGAGUUAUCAAUUGAGCCCAAGUGAUCAAUCGACUCCAACUAAUAUCGAUGAGAAUUUGAAUCAACCAAACAAUGAUGCUAAAGGAGCGGUCAAUGGAACAGUGAAUAAGGUGACAACAGAAAAAUCACAAAAUACCGCUAAUCCAAGUUACACAGGGAAUAAAAAGGAUGAGAUUAAAAUCUUACCAGCGGUUGUGCCAGUUUUGAGUUAUACUACAGCGGCUCCGCCAAACAUAUAUCCACCAAUCGAUGCUGGCGUUCAAUUUGUCGCUGGAACACAACCAACACAACCAACAUCAUUUCCGACAACAUAUCAGCAAGGCUUGGAUGGAAGUAUUUACGCCGUUCCACAGCCCAUGAUAUAUGGAUAUCCAACAGUGCAAGACAACGAAUAUUCGGGAGGAAUAUUUGUGCCAAUGUAUGAUCAAGGUGGUGCUCAAGUACCUGUUAGCACCCAACAAAAUGAGCAAAAUACAACCACAACUGAUUAUCGUCGAAAUUGUGGCGUUCCGUUAGCAUUUUUUGAGCCGCCGUCCACCGCAAUGACAGUGGUACCAGUUGCGUAUCCAGCCACAUCAACAGCUGCACCAUAUGGUCCUUCACACAAUAUCUACCAAGGCCAAAUACUGUACACAUCAGAUCAAUAUAAUCCAGCGACUGCGUCAAAUAGCCAAGUUCCACAAUACAUAAACUAUCCAGUUGGUUACACUUAUCCAUACAAUGGUGCGGCAUAUCCUUAUUGGGGACAAGCGAUGACUUAUUAUGUUCCACAAACGAUGCAGACUCAAACCACGGCGAUAGCAAAUAACAAUACAACAAACGCAAAUUCGAAUAGUAAUAAUACUAGUAAUAAUAAUAAUAAUGAUAGUAACGGAAAUAAGGCACAUAUUCAGUCGCCACAUAGCAUUCAACCACAUCCGAAUACAGUAGCAAAGACUCCAUUAUACGCAUCAAAUUCAACAAACGAAACUAAGUCGAUAACGACACCGAAUGCUGCCUCGCAACCAAACGUUUUUCAGUAUCCACCGACAAUGACAUCUGCACCAACAUCGACGUCGUCCACGUCAAUUACGAACUCAACAACGACGAACGCAACUAAUAAUUCCGUAGCAAUCACAUCGGUUCAAUCGUUACCAAACACAUCGGUUAGUGUAAGUUCGUCAUUGCCGACAAAUGUUGGAAACGAUAAUCCGAAAUUAGUAUCACACGUACCAAACGCAGGCCAUCCAUCCCAUCGCACGAAAAAUCAUCAAGCAUUGCUGUCCACACCGAAUGAUAGUUUGAAACAAAAUAAUCCAAACGCGAACACCGAUGAGCCUGAUUCGAAAGAAUUUUCAAAUCAUUCCAGCACAAACUACGAACGAAAGAAAAAUCUACAAAAUUCAAAUCGAAAACCGUACGUUGGAAGCGGAGGUGGCGGUGGUGGACCAUAUCGGCCAAAUCCAAAUGUUGGCAUUAAUAAUCACAAUUCAAAUUCGCUAUCAAUAAAUAAUCCAGCUGGUGGUCAAACCAAUAUGUCGGCUACAAAUAAUCCGGGCAUUCGAAAAGGACCAUUAAUUCAUCAUACCAUUCCUGAAUCGAGUGGUAAUACUCAUAUUUUUACUAGUGGUGCGGGUCAUCAUCACAAUGAAAACAUGACGCCUGCAUAUAAUCGCUCCAAUAGCACACAAAAUAGCUCAUCCGCACCAAACAUUGAACACUCCGAAAAGAGGCCAAUAAAUCAUAAUAAACCAUUAAUCGCAACAUUGCCAACGCUAAGCAAUGUACAUAAUCAUUUUGACCGAACGCGUGCUCCUCGUCCAAAACCAUUGGAUUUGCGUCGAAAUGCCAGUAACCGAAAUACGCCGAGUACAAAUUCAACCGAAAGUAAUAAUUCACCGAAUAGCAUCAUCUCAAGUGAUCAACAUCAUUCACAAAAUCAUCAUCAACAGCAACAAAUACAAACCACUUCAUCGUACGUAAGCGGUGAGUAUCGCCAAACAAAUCGACGCAGCACUGUAAACACAUCGAUAAUGAGUCAAACUGGAAUUCAACCGAAUAUUGGGCCAAGAGUGGUUAGCUCAACAAAACCAAAACAAGUUCGCAUGUAUCAUGGCGACAUUGCAAAUACAAAUUCAGACUCAUUGGGAUCGCCGUCGUCUGCAUUGUGCGGUGAACCAUUUGCAUACAAUCCACAUUCGGGAAUGUAUAUAAAAUUUGGAAAAACUUAUAUUGCUCAUUCAAUGGCAUUUCCGAAUAAGGCUCAGCAAAAUGAUAUAAGACAAUCACUGCCGCCUAUAACUGGAAUUUAUCCAACGAUGAAUAUGAUGCUAACAGGUUAUCCAGCAGCAGCCCGUCCACAUACAGUAGGACCGAGACCAUCGCACGUUAAUCCAAACUUUAAUAAAAAUAAUCGAACACCCAGAUAAAAAACUUCAUCUACAUUCAAUCCGUUUCGCAUUACUUUCAGCUAAAUAACGUUACGUACUUUAUUUCUGCUCACACUCCAAACAAACAAACAACAAACCAAGAGAAAAUCAAUGAAAGUAACUCACACACAAACAUACACACACACACACACACACACACAAAACACUACAAAAACAACAGAAAACUUAAAAAAAAUAAGCUUAAAAAAAUCUACCACGAUAAAACUCCUAAAAUAUAUGAAUCUAUAUGCAUUAACCACUAAAAAAACAUACAUAUAUUAAAGAUUAUAUGUUUAAAUUGUAUUCUGUAGGAGGCGCAAGCUAAGUAAUUAUUGAAACCUAAAAACUGAAUAUGAAGACAGAUUGAGGGAAAGAAAGAGGAAAAAAACACAACAAAUGGUUCUAUCUAGCUUUACCAAAAGAUAACAAAAAAAAAUAAAAGAUGACAUUUAAAAAUAAAAUUUAAAAGAAAAAAGAAUAUUAGAAGUAAA
Contarinia nasturtii (swede midge) is the source of this 7272-nucleotide messenger RNA. RefSeq names its product protein encore (gene enc). The record is from RefSeq and is a predicted model, not a curated record. Gene Ontology annotation, molecular function: nucleic acid binding. Lineage: Eukaryota; Metazoa; Arthropoda; Insecta; Diptera; Cecidomyiidae. The transcript has 26 exons. Bases 1856 to 6781 code for a protein of 1641 amino acids.